CCACAGAUGAUUAACGUCAAAAGCACGUGGGUUUGUUUUGAUAAACCGUUUUCCCUAGUUUUUCUUAAUUUUUAAAUAAAAAUGACUAAAGAAACUGGGAAUCAAAAGGUGGUGCGUAUGGAGGAUAUCCUAAAGAACUCCAGUGAGAGUAAAUCGGAAGAAAAAGCGAAAAAAACUGAUAAGAAAUCAAAGUCCAUAGAACCGACUAUUGUAAAAGGAAAACCGAAAUCAGGCCGUUUCUGGAAAAGUGAAAAGAAAAAGUUUUCCUCGACCAUAAAAACGAGGGGCCUAAAAUCCUCCCUGGAAAAGAAACAGGCCCUAAGGGAAAAACUGCAAAAAAUCAAAGAAACCACUCGCGAACGUUUGGCACAGAAGAAACAAGAGGAGGAGCAACGAAAAGAGAGACGCAGAGAGAACCUGAGGCGCCAAGAGGAGAACAGGAAAAAGUCAGAAAUCGUGCAAGUGAUCACCAACACGCAGAAACUGAAAAAGAUGAAGCGAAAACAGCUGAGGUACAUCGAAAAGAGAGACACCACAAUCGUUUCCAAAUAAAUUUACAUCCAAUACAUUUAUUUAUUUAUAAUAAAGAAAAGACCAUAUUUACAUCCUAAA
Anthonomus grandis grandis is the source of this 612-nucleotide messenger RNA. RefSeq names its product coiled-coil domain-containing protein 86. Gene Ontology annotation, cellular component: nucleolus. The transcript is spliced from 2 exons. NCBI's taxonomy places the organism in Eukaryota, Metazoa, Arthropoda, Insecta, Coleoptera, Curculionidae. Bases 82 to 552 code for a protein of 156 amino acids. The record is from RefSeq and is a predicted model, not a curated record.